Molecule: messenger RNA, 4395 nt
Organism: Myiozetetes cayanensis
Lineage: Eukaryota; Metazoa; Chordata; Aves; Passeriformes; Tyrannidae
Gene: PTAR1
Product: protein prenyltransferase alpha subunit repeat containing 1
Exons: 7
Coding region: 29-1321 (430 amino acids)
Biological process (GO): protein prenylation
Cellular component (GO): cytoplasm
Molecular function (GO): protein prenyltransferase activity
Source: RefSeq, a predicted model, not a curated record
CUCGGCGGCCGCCGGGGCCUGCGGGAACAUGGCCGAGUCUCCGGAGGAGGUGGCGGUGCUGGUGCAGCGGGUUGUGAAGGACAUUCGCAACGCCUUCCAGCGCAACCCGCACAUAGAUGAAAUUGGAUUAAUACCCUGCCCUGAAGCCAGGUAUAACCGGAGCCCUAUUGUCCUGGUAGAAAACAAGCUUGGUGUGGAGAGCUGGUGUGUGAAGUUUCUUUUGCCAUAUGUCCACAAUAAACUUCUCCUCUACAGACAAAGAAAACAAUGGCUGAACAAAGAUGAGCUGAUAGAUAUCACGUGUACCCUGCUGCUGCUGAACCCCGACUUCACCACUGCCUGGAAUGUGAGGAAAGAAUUAAUACUGUCUGGCACUUUAAAUCCACUUAAAGAUUUGCAUCUUGGAAAACUGGCGUUAACCAAGUUUCCAAAGAGUCCAGAAACAUGGAUUCAUAGACGAUGGGUGCUGCAACAACUAAUGCAGGAAAACUCUGUGCCAAGUCUUGCAACUAAAGGAAACUUGGGAGCAGCACCUGUGGAGAGAAUUCACCGACUAGUGCAGGAGGAAAUGAACGUCUGCUCUGAAGCUGCUGGGAGAUAUCCAAGCAACUACAAUGCCUGGUCGCAUCGCAUCUGGGUUCUACAGCAUUUGGCAAAGCUGACUGUCAAGGUUCUCCUCGAUGAACUUUCAUCCACUAAAUAUUGGGUAUCCAUGCAUGUCUCAGACCAUAGUGGAUUUCAUUAUCGCCAGUUCUUACUCAAUUCCUUGAUAGGCAGAACUGUGACUGACAGUAACGUACUGGUAAAUGAACAAAGCCCUAACCUUCAGAAGGAGGAGGAGUGUGCAGGGACAGAAGCUGCUUGUGCAGAGGAGCAGAGUGUGGAUCUUCCCCGCCGUUUAGAGGAAGAGAUGGAGCUCUGCACUGAACUGAUUGAUAAUUACCCAGGACAUGAAACCUUGUGGUGUCAUAGAAGGUGUGUGUUCUACCUUCAGCAGCACCUAAGCAACAAAUUUCCUCUUCUGAGUGCAGUGGUAUCAUCUGCGGACAGCACUGAUGAGACUCUGAAUAAUUCCCACCACAGUCCUGCAACAAGUCACGUGGCUCAAGCUAUGGAUGUUGAUGGUUUGAAUGAAUCCAGCAGCAAACAAGGUUAUACACAAGAAACAAAACGCCUGAAGCGUGCUCCUAUGCAGGACUCUCUUGGCCCAGAAAUGGAAUACCAGUUCAUUGAUAAAGUAUUAUCAACUUGUAGGGAUGUGGACCAAGCCAGGUUUGCUACUGCUUAUAGGAAAUGGUUAGUUACAUUUUUAGGUCAGUGAAGGAAGUAUUUAAAGCUUUCAGGGUUCUUUUCUUAGUGCAAUAUUCUCUUUUCAGACACAAAUGCAUGUCUUGGUUGCAAGUGUUAGCCAGCCCUGUGUUUCUCUCUCUUUUGAUGGUCAGUCCUAAAGUACAAAUUCAGAGUAGAAGUCUGUCACUUUCUUGAAGAACUGGCAUACCUUUUUAUUUAACAAAUGCAGUUUGUUCCUUAAUCUUUUUAAAAAAUCACUCUGUCAGCUUCCUACCAUGACAUUUUCUUACUUUUUACUUCUGUGUUAACUCUGAAUCAUUAGACUUUUCUAAAAAAACAAAAGAGGUAAAAGAAGAAAAGUCUGAAAUGCUUGCGAAACAGUGUCUGAAAAAAGGAUGGGAAAAAUCUGUCAGUAACAGCUAAACCUGUUUCCAGGUUUUUCCUCUUUACUAUGUGGCAUCAUGCUAACACCUUAUUGGAUCCAAACUGUAUUCGGUGAGUGCUAUUAUUUUUGUAUUAGCAACCUUUGGUAGAACACCAGACUGAAGUGUUUCUUUCUGAAGGCUCCAGUAACAAUACUGGAGCCAUCAUGCCUUUUACUGUUUUAACUGGGGUUUUGUUUGCUUAUUUGUUGUCACGUUAGCUUGAUGGGGAAGUCUAUGAAGUUGAAAUCCCGACACAAGAAAACGUGACAGAAAAUAGUUCAAACACACCUUCACACACUUAGUCAGAACUGUAUUUGGAAAUACUGUUCUUAAAAUAGACUACCUUCACUUCUUAUUUGGUGUUUAUUUAUUUUAAUCUCAACAAUCCAGAAUUUAAUCACACUUGAUAACGUUUCUGAAUGUAUUAUCUUCACUACAGGAUCUCAGCCUCCUAAGUCACACUUUGGUGAUUGUACUUUACCAAGACUGUACAAGGCCAAUAUUUGAUGGAGUAAAAAUUAACUCUUCUGACUGGUUGUUGAGACUAUACAGUUCAAAAAAAAAAAGAAGUGACAGCAGAAGGGAGCUCUCUCUUCCCUUUUGUUCCUUUGGGGUUUUUUUAUCUUCUUUUCUUUAAGAGCUCUUCAACCAUACAUCUCUGUUUACAUAACUGUAAAUUUGAAGGGAAUUUGAAACUAAAUUUGAGUUGUGUAUUUUGUCAUUUCCUUAGAACUUGUCUGUGUAAGGGAUUUUUUACAGUAGUAGAAUUGUGCUAAUCCAAAGACCCCAGGGGAAACAUUCUACAGCUGUAGAAGUCUGUAUGAUGACAACAUGGCCUCUUUUAAAAUCAGUCUAUUCACUGAGGGGAUUAAAUUUUCAAGUUAGUAUAUCUCCUGGCCAAAGUGCCUCUUGACCGUGAUAAAUUUCAAGAUGCUGUUUCUGUUGCGCAGAGAGAGAAACAAUGAGGGAGGAAAAACACAGGUAACCUGCUCAAAAGGUAUCAUUUCAAAUGAAAAAAAAAAGGCACUUAAAAAUAUGAAGUUCCAGCACUUCUGAAUAGUUUGAUGAAUGGGGUUUACUCUUGCAUUUCAGAAUGGAAACAGACCACCUGUAAUCUUUGAGAGUAUAUUCGUGAGGCAUUUCAGGCACAGAGUAGCUAACAAAGAUGUUUCUAAAUCUAUACACUUAACUGUUCUGUUUACAGUACCUAGAUAAGACUGAUCUAGGCUUGAGCAUCUCCAUGUCGAAGUUUUGUCUCAGAGGGCAUCCACACCUGCCUCUCCAUAGCUAGGGAUGUUUGGUCAUUUGUUUUGAGGUGCUCUGGGAUGCCUUGGUUGAUGGUUGUAGUUGCAGAAGAACAUAAUUGUUUUCUGAAGGAGGUGUGGGAAUGGGUUGAGAGGAUAAUUUUGUCAUAAGAUGUUGCCUCUGUGAUCACUAAUAAAUGGGUAGGUUCAGGUAUAAAUGGAGUCUGAACUUAAAGAACUUAACUUGAGCAGGAACUUUUACCUGUCUCAGAGGACCUGAUAUUUCUUGACUAUGGAUGAUAUAUUAAAGUAUCUAUGGUAGCCUGGGUCAGCUUGAUGAACAAUAUCCCACUCAUUAACAGUAUCCCAUUAAUGACAAGUGCGAACCUGAAAAGUGUGAAAUUAAGUAUUAAGGAUCAUACUCUUGGUCCUAGGCUACUUAGUAACGUAGUUGUGUGUUCUUUUUGCCUUGGCAAAAAUUACCUAUUCACGAGAAAAAUACUAGUGGUAGGAGCAGCCUCAGAAGUAGGAACAUGAUAAGAAAUAUUUCUUGAACUGUGGAAAGGAAGUGAUGCUCUCUUCUUGCACUGGAAUGAUUGAGGCUUUUAGAGGAAAAUACUAACAUUAGAAUCUGACUUGAAACCUAUUAUAUACUUCUUCCAGACUAUAAUCUAGACUCUUAGUUAGCCUUCUUAGAGCUGUACUGUGAAAGUUCUGUGCUACUGAAUUUGACAAUCUUUCCACCAUAAACGUUUAAACAGGUGCUCUCAUAAUACAUGUGUAAGUUCCUAUUCAUGUCAGCACGAGGUAUGCAUACUCAUAGGAAGACAGGACUUGGUCCUAUGUAACUGAACAGAGUUGCAUUGAAUGUUAAUACUUGGAAAAAGUCCUGAGUACUCUGAUUAGAGAUGGUGCUGAUAUUUUUAUUACUUUUACAAAACACUGAUGGCUGUAGUAUAACUCUAAAGAGUGGAUUUUUAAAGUCUGCACCUGGUGGGAAUACUCCCCCACACUUUUUUUUUUUUUUAAUUUUAAAUACAGUAAGAAUAGUUACAUUUAGAAAUGUUUGCAGACCAGACUUUGCCACACAGAAAACGAAACAGUAACUAACAGUGAAAUUGAAACAAAUCAUAUUUUUUUGUUUUGAAAGAAAUGCAAAUAAUGAACUGUUGAAUUUAAGCUUUAAUUUUCUCAUGGUAGCAAUAUAAAUUAUACGAAAGGAGAAAAUAAUAUCUAAAUUCUUCAAGCUGUCAAUGUCCCGAAGGCUCAUACAUGAAAUAAUUUAAGAGAUACUUGUAACAAACUGCAUUAAGCUCAGAACUGAUCUUUGCAGCAUACCUAUCUGGCCAUUCCGCGGUACUGCAGAGUCCCAUUUGGGCACUGCUUGAAAAAAAAGAGAAGUGGCUUCAGGCCAUUGGUAGUUCACCCAUAUAAAG